AAGCGAGGCUGGAACUUGAAGAUCAAAGUCCGUUUGCUUCUCCUUCGGUCACUUUGGGCCUAUACGCACGAGUUUUGUGUCGCUUCUCCAGAAAAAUGGCCUCAAGGACACUUAUAUCAACUGCAUUUAAAGGGUACAAGACACAGCAAGUAUUUGGAGUUGCUACAAGAUGUUUCAGUGCAUCAGCUUCUUUAAAACAAAAAAGUGGCAAAAAUAUUGUUCUGGUAGAUGGUGCAAGGGUUCCAUUUUGUGUCUCAGGAACAGAAUACAAGAAUUUGAUGCCCCAUGACCUACAAAGAGAAGCACUUUUAGGAAUACUGAAAAAAACUGGAGUGUCACAAGAUGAUAUUGAUUACGUAUGUAUUGGAACUGUCAUCCAAGAAGCUAGAACUACAAAUAUCGCACGUGAGGCAAUGCUGAGUGCCGGGUUUUCUGACCGGAUCCCUGCACACACUGUGACAAUGGCAUGCAUAUCAUCCAACCAGGCGAUUGCUACAAUGAUUGGUUUCAUGCAAGCCGGAAUGAUUGACACGGCGAUCGCAGGCGGUGUCGAUUUCAUGUCGGAUGUACCAAUCAAAUUCAACAGAUCAAUGCGAGGAAAGAUGAUGCAAAUGCCAAAGGCAAAAACCAUGGGAGCGAAGCUGGGGUUGUUGGCAUCCUUGCGGCCCAAGCAUCUUGUACCAGAGCUUCCUGCCAUUGCCGAAUUUUCAACAAACGAAACCAUGGGACACAGCGCAGACAGACUUUGCACAGCAUUCAAAGUGAGCCGACAGGAACAGGAUGAGUUCGGAAUUCGUUCACACACUUUUGCUAAGAAGGCCCAAGACGCUGGGUUACUCGACGAUGUUUUGCCAUACAAAGUGCCAGGUGUAGCCAACCCGGUUACUUUAGACAAUGGUGUCCGCGUUUCUACUAUGGAGCAGAUGGCUAAAUUGAAACCGGCAUUCAUAAAGCCCCAUGGGACAAUUACCGCUGCGAAUGCCUCAUUUUUGACCGACGGAGCAUCUGCUGUUCUCCUCAUGACCGAAGAGAAAGCGCUUAAAUUGGGCUUCAAACCCAAAGCGUACCUCAGGGAAUUCACCUUUGUUGCAAUCGACCCGAAAGAUCAGCUUCUUCUGGGACCUACCUAUGCAGUUCCAGAUGUUCUCAACAAGGCUGGCCUAAAACUUUCAGAUGUUGAUGUUUUUGAGAUCCACGAAGCUUUUGCUGGUCAGAUUUUAGCAAAUUUAAAAGCAAUGGAUUCUGAUUGGUUUGGCAAAAAUGUUAUGGGAAGAAAGGAAAAGGUUGGACAAAUCCCAAUGGAGAAGUUAAACCUGUGGGGAGGCAGUUUAUCGAUUGGACAUCCUUUCGGAGCAACCGGGUGUCGGUUGGUGACAACUGCGGCAAAUAGAUUAAUAAAAGAAGAUAAAAACGUAGCCUUGGUUGCAGCGUGUGCGGCUGGUGGACACGGACAUGGAAUGAUCAUCGAGCGCUACCCUUCAAAGUAAGAACUGCGUAAAUAUGAAUUCAGCUUGUAUAAUUUGUAACUGGACUCUCCCCCCUACAAAUGUCAAGUGAUAUUUCUCUGUAUGUAUUUAUAACUCAUUUGCAAGCAUCACCACCGCUCCUUCGCAUUGCAGCUCCUGUGUGAGUGGAUAGUUUCUUAGUCAUGUUAACUCAAUUUCUGUAAUUUAAAUAUGACAAAUUUUGAACUCGA
Rhopilema esculentum is the source of this 1696-nucleotide messenger RNA. RefSeq names its product trifunctional enzyme subunit beta, mitochondrial. Gene Ontology annotation, biological process: fatty acid beta-oxidation. NCBI's taxonomy places the organism in Eukaryota, Metazoa, Cnidaria, Scyphozoa, Rhizostomeae, Rhizostomatidae. Gene Ontology annotation, molecular function: acyltransferase activity, transferring groups other than amino-acyl groups. The record is from RefSeq and is a predicted model, not a curated record. Gene Ontology annotation, cellular component: mitochondrion.